Danio aesculapii is the source of this 1362-nucleotide messenger RNA. RefSeq names its product protein eva-1 homolog A. The record is from RefSeq and is a predicted model, not a curated record. The transcript is spliced from 3 exons. Lineage: Eukaryota; Metazoa; Chordata; Actinopteri; Cypriniformes; Danionidae. Bases 100 to 561 code for a protein of 153 amino acids.
CUUUUCUCUGCAGUACAACCUGGAGUUCUUAUAGAUGGACCACUAUCAACGCAUUCCGGUACCACACAAUAAGUGAUCCAUAGAGUGUCCGUGGAUGAAAUGGUUACAGCUUUCCUCAAUGAAAGGCAGGCCACUACUGAGGAGAUGGCUUUAGUAAGCAAUGCGCUGGCUGCUUACUCCUUCAUAGCAGAUCAGCCGGAGCGGGCGGCGCUGUAUUUCGUGUGUGGAGUGUGUUUGGGACUGGUUCUCACUCUCAUCGCGCUUGUGGUGCAAAUCUCCUGUCGAACCGACUGCAAAACGCAACAAGCGCCCAAGAAACCGGGAAAGACUGCGGAAAACACCAGUGACACGAGCGACAGCGACUCAGACUGGGACAACACCUCUGACCUGUCAGCUCGCCGCCAUCGGCGAUUUGAACGGACGCUCGGUAACGUGUUCACCUCCGCCGAGGAGCUGGAGCGCGCGCAGCGGCUGGAGGAACGCGAGCGGAUUAUCCGCGAGAUCUGGAUGAACGGACAGCCGGACAUGCCGGGCACGCGCAGCCUCAACCGUUAUUAUUGAAAGAGACUGAAAUACGUUUGAAAAAUGUAUUAGCUAUUACACUUUUUGGGAUUCAGUAAGGGACUGAGAUGUGAGAGACGGUUUGGAACAGCUCUUCUAGUGGCGCUGGCACUACUAUGGAAGCGUUCGUGUAUUUAAAGGUGCACUCAGUUGAUUUUUGUAUCCAACUUUUUCCUAUACGCCCCAUCACGCGUGAAUUGUUAGAGUAAUUUCCAUUUAACUGUAAACGGUGUUGUUUUUAAUAAAACUGUCACAAUGAGGUGACCUUGUUCAUCCAUAAUCCAAUAUCAAAAUGUAGCAAAAUUACCCCUUACUCAGUUUUCACUAUGUGAAUGGUUUGUAGCACAGCCUUAUUAAAACGAUAUUAAACCUAAAUAUUAAAAACGAAUGGAUGAAUCUUCUUAAUGGAAGCUUCACAAAUAGCAAGUGCAACCCAUAAUCUGAAACAUCACAUUCAGAAAAGGUGAAUAUGGUGUUAGUCCCCUUAUUUAUAGGCUACUUCUGUUUAGUGACUGACGCCUGGUGUCAACAGUAUGUAAAUGCUAUGAGUCCCACGAUAUUAUGAGAAAAAAAUGUCACAUUGUGACUUAAAUCGAAAAGUAUUCAAAUAGAAAUUUUGGUUUACUUUUCUGAAAACUCUCUGAAUACUGGUAUUAACGCAGAUCAACGGCAUAACAAUAUAACACAUACAGGCAUAACAGUCUACUAAUACUCAAAUGGACCAUCAAAAUAAAGUGUUAAAAUUAAUUAUUAUUAAUGCAGCAUCUGCAAACUAAUUGAGUUUUACAAUUGAAAAUAAAU